Molecule: messenger RNA, 1128 nt
Organism: Mandrillus leucophaeus (drill)
Lineage: Eukaryota; Metazoa; Chordata; Mammalia; Primates; Cercopithecidae
Gene: NPFF
Product: neuropeptide FF-amide peptide precursor
Exons: 2
Coding region: 690-1040 (116 amino acids)
Biological process (GO): excitatory postsynaptic potential
Cellular component (GO): axon terminus; dendrite; perikaryon
Molecular function (GO): neuropeptide hormone activity; G protein-coupled receptor binding
Source: RefSeq, a predicted model, not a curated record
CCUGGUCAUCCUGACAGACUCUGACCCUGGCUCUUCCUACUCCUCUUCCACUCCAGGACAUCCUACUUAACUAAUCCUGACAUGAGUUUCUUGUGCUUUAGUCUACAAGUUAGGAAAGAGGGGAAGUGAUAAACUGAAGCUCUCCAACCUGUUGAGGGAUUAGGGGUUCUUGUAAGGCUCCCCAGGGCCUAGCUCUGACAAAGCGUCUGCAACUAAUGACGCUUCUUGAGCUCUGGAGACAGGAUUUAUGCAUCUAAUAAAGUCUAUAACUCCAGGCUUAGGGGCCUGGGGCAGGAGGCUGAAAGCAUGAAGUCCUGGGGGUGCCAUGGGAGGAGAUCCCAGGCGGCUCCUAAUGAGCCCUGCAUUUCCAUUUGCCUGCUCUAGAUUCCCCUAAGGCUACUGUGAGGCUGGGGGUGUGGGGGACAGCAGGUAUAAGAGGCUGGGGUGGCUGUAGGAGGGUGGAUGGCAGCAUGGAUUCUAGGCAGGCUGCUGCACUGCUGGUGCUGCUGCUGUUAAUAGACCAGGGCUGUGCUGAAGGGCCAGGCGGCCAGCAAGACCACCAGCUCCCCGCGGUGAGUGUGUCCCAUCCCCAUAUCACCAUUGCCUCUACCUCGGUUAAGACUUGUGCUCUAGGUUCUGAUACUUUCUCUGGCUGCCAAGGUUGCCAUUAGGUCCUCAAAUCUGAGGAAAUGGUUCUGCAGCCUCCUACCCCUUGCCCCUGGAAGCCAGUCCCUUCCCCUUGUGACUUACAUGUCCAGGGUAUUUGCCCAUCUUCCUUCCCUGAUACCCCCUUGGCACAGGAGGAAGACAGUGAACCCCUCCCGCCACAGGAUGCCCAGACCUCUGGGUCACUGUUGCGCUACCUGCUCCAGGCAAUGGAGAGACCUGGCCGGAGCCAAGCCUUCCUGUUUCAGCCCCAGAGGUUUGGCAGAAAUACCCGGGGAUCCUGGAGCAAUGAACGGCUGAGUCCCCGGGCUGGAGAGGGGCUGAAUUCCCAGUUCUGGAGCCUGGCUGCCCCUCAACGCUUUGGGAAGAAGUGACAUGUCAUCCCUUGAUAUGUUUGCAUGCAAGGCCCACACCCAAAAGUGUCAAUAUUUGCCCCCCAAAUAAAGUUGUCUGGCUUCUGAA